UGGACGUUGGCACACGGGCGAUCUCUCGCGGUUCUUAGCAAGUUCUGUGAGUUUUUUUGGAAACUGUACAGUAGCUUUAGAACAUUUGCACCACAUCGAACGCGGUGAUAAACCUGUUAUGGCAAGGGAAUGUUUCUUGUGAAAUUUUGCCUCUGCAACAGUUAAUUUCUCUAAGCAUCAUCAUUUUCGCCACCGCAAUUGGCUUGAAUAGCGCUCUAUGAUAGUGACCUGAUGGACUAAACCUUUACAUUUCUACUCCAGAGAACGCAAGAUAUUAUCCCGCAGCAGGACUGUAGCGGAAAACAGCACAAUGAUGAACAGGAACGGAAUGGUCACAAAGAUUCGCACGCGGAUAAGGACCGACCCCUUCAAGAACAACUAUGACCUGGUCGGCAGAGAGCUUGGCAGGGGCAAGUUUGCAGUAGUGAAGAAGUGUGUGGAGAAGACUACUGGCAAGGAGCAUGCUGCAAAGUUCCUGAGGAAAAGGCGUAAGGGUCAGGACUGCCGCAGCGACAUUCUGAACGAGAUCGCGGUGCUGGAGUCAGCGGAGACGAGUCCCUAUGUGGUGGCACUGCACGAGGUCUAUGAGACCACCACAGAGAUCAUCCUCGUAUUAGAGUGUGCUGCAGGAGGUGAAAUUUUUAAUCAGUGUGUUGCCGAUAAUGAUGAGGCCUUCACAGAGAAAGAUGUCAUCCGAUUGGCCAGACAGAUUCUGAUGGGCGUGGCCUGUCUCCAUCAAAAUAACGUAGUUCAUUUGGACCUUAAGCCUCAGAACAUCCUGUUGACGAGUGCUCAGCCUCUGGGUGACAUCCGCAUCGUCGAUUUUGGCUUGUCUCGGCGGGUGGACAGCGUGACGGAGGUACGGGAGAUCCUAGGCACUCCCGAGUAUGUGGCUCCUGAGAUCCUGGACUAUGAGCCCAUCACCACAGCUACUGACAUGUGGAGCAUUGGGGUACUGACUUACGUGAUGCUAACAGGCGAGUCACCUUUUUUGGGAGAAGAAAAGCAGGAGACCUUCCUGAACAUCUCCCAGGUCAACGUGGACUACUCGCAGGACGUCUUUCAGGGCAUCUCAGACCUCGCCGUAAAAUUCAUCAAGUCACUGCUCCUCAAAAACCCCAGAAAACGAGCAACUGUGGAACAGUGUUUAAAUCAUCCCUGGUUAAGGGUCGACCCUCAUCACCACACUGUUGACGAGCAAGAAGCCAGCCAAUCCGAAUCAGAGCCUGAGAGUCCCGUCCCUUCCCCAGAACUUGUUGUCAUCCCUUCAUAUCCCACCUGCCCAGGGCAGGGGGAGCUGAAGACCGGACGGGACACUUUCAUUUUCAAAGAGUCGUUUCCAUCCCGUCCAGAGAUACAACAAGAGCUCAUUUGUUAAGUGAGACACGAUUGCCCGAUCGGAGGGCCUCUGUGUUAAUGACCGAAAGACUUAUCUGAACUGGAACCGGUGCGGCCUAGUUUGGACUGGACAGCGGCGGUCUACUCAAGUGUUUGCAGUACCUUUGUAUGUGCGUGUGAAGUCUUUGUGUUGUCUUGUGUAGGACACGUGAAUGCGAGUCAACCUCACCACAGAGGUGUGCGCGUGUCUACAACAGAUCUGAAUGAGAUUUUAUUAGCCCUUAAUAAAGCAUACUUGAGCUCUUGGUCAAGGUUCUUAACUCAUCAGUGCACAGCAACAAACUGUUUAUACGUUUAGAGUGGACUGAACCUUUUCUGCUGUCUGUACUUGGUCCAAAACUCAAGUCGGAGUCUCCCCAGGAAGCGCCUGCUGCCUUGUAGGAAGGAAAUGGAAAGUUCUGAUGAAUCGACUGAUGUUUUAUUUAUCGCCGCUGUUCAUUGGAUCAACGUUUUAUGAAAUGAAAAACUGACGCUGCUGCUUUCUUCAGAACAGUAGAUUUGACAUCAUUCUGCUUCUUUAGAAGUGGCAUCUGCAUUUUAAAGAACUGAUUCACAGAGACUACUUUUGUUCUAGCACUUUUGGUGAAAAAAAAAAAAAUUAUACUCAGAUUUCUCAAGCACAUUUAAGUAGUUCAAGAUGGCAUGGUCGUACACAUCUUCAACCACUGUUUGUUUGGUUUCUCACACCAUUUCUGUACCACUUUUUCUGUUAUUCAUAACAAGUUUGCUAUAAUUGCACAAAUGUACCAUUUGUAUCUUGUACCGUUGUUUUGUUUUCGAGGGGCAUUUUUGCCUUGUUAAUAUAUUCUGUAUGUUGUUGUGUCUGGUAGGGCAUCAUGGGUAUCGUGAGGUAAAUUUUCCAAGUCGUCAUUGAUGGAGUGGGCUUAUAACCGAGGGCCACUCAGAAGGUUUUCUGGGAUUUGUGCGUUUCAGACAGUUGUGGGAGAUGUUUGCAUUUUGAAAAGAACCGAGCACAACAUAACAAAAGGCUUUGAUAAUUGUAUAUUUUUUAUUUUAAAAAAGAAUGUAAAAAAAAAGUAUUUUUCUACAGUUGUGGUAUUUUAUGAUUAAUAUGAAAAAAUAAAUUGUAAUAAUUUAGUUUUUUUUUUUUUUUAAACCAGUUAUGCUUAAAGUUUGCACUUGUGUCCAGUCGGACUACUUAUAUGUAUUAUUGGCAUGCCUGGCAAGAUAUUGAAGAAAAUAAAUGAUCAUUUUGUAUUAAACUAUGAA
Rhinichthys klamathensis goyatoka is the source of this 2628-nucleotide messenger RNA. It is a transcript of the gene stk17al, whose product is annotated as serine/threonine kinase 17a like. The record is from RefSeq and is a predicted model, not a curated record. Gene Ontology annotation, molecular function: protein serine/threonine kinase activity; ATP binding. Gene Ontology annotation, cellular component: nucleus. Lineage: Eukaryota; Metazoa; Chordata; Actinopteri; Cypriniformes; Leuciscidae. Gene Ontology annotation, biological process: protein phosphorylation; positive regulation of apoptotic process; intracellular signal transduction. The transcript is spliced from 7 exons. Bases 311 to 1378 code for a protein of 355 amino acids.